CAGCGCCUGGUGGCCAUGAACAUGCCCCUCAACUCGGACGGGACCGUCACCUUCAACGCGACGCUCUUCGCUCUGGUCCGCACCUCCCUCAAGAUCAAGACGGAAGGGAACCUGGAUGUGGCCAACAAGGAGCUGCGGGCCGUGGUGAAGAAGAUCUGGAAGAGGACGAAGCCGAAGCUGCUGGACGAGGUCAUCCCCCCGCCUGAGGAGGAGGAGGUCACCGUCGGGAAGUUCUACGCCACCUUCCUGAUCCAGGACUAUUUCCGCAAGUUCCGGCGGCGGAAGGAGCGGGGGAUGCUGGGCGCCAGCGCGGGCCCCAGCAACGAGUGCGCGCUGCAGGCCGGGCUGCAGACGCUGCAGGCGCUGGGCCCUGAGAUGCGCCGGGCCUUGAGUGACCUGGAGGGGGACGAGGGCGGGGACGCCCCUGCGGAGGAGCCUCUCACCUACGCCGCCCCCGAGACGCUGUACGGCUCCGCCCCCGGCUCCCCCCUGCUCUCGGAGCCGCCCCCCGUCCCCAGCCCCGCGCCCACCGAGGGGGAGGACCCCGCGCCCCCCGCCCACGGGGGCGCCCCCCGCCCGGGCGGCAGGCGGCGCUCCGAGCCGGGGGACCAGGACGAGGAAGCCCCCGCCGAGGACGUGGAGGAGCCGGGGGGCGACCCGGGGGACGUCAGCCACGACGAGGAGCUGGAGAGCUCGGCACCGCCCCGGCACCGCUGGGCCGGACACAGGGCACCGGAACCCCCGCGCUGGGCGGCGGAGCUGCCCCGGGGGGGGUCGCUGCCGCUGCCCCCCCGGCACUUCGCGCUCGGCAGCGGCGCUCGCGAGGGGCAACAACUGAAACGGCGCCGGCUGCUGCCCCCCACCCCCGCGGGCCGGAAGCCCUCCUUCACCAUCCAGUGCCUGCGGCGCCAGGGCAGCUGCGAGGACGAGCCCAUCCCCGGUACCUACAACCCAUCGGGCCCGCCCGGCUCCGCCCGGCCGCAGGGCUAUGGCAGCUCCGAGACCUGGCGCCUGGGGGGCUCCUCGCAGGCCUGGGCAGCCCCGGCCCGCGGGCACGUCCUGUACGCGCCGCUGAUCCUGGUGGAGGGGGCUCCGGCGGCGGGGGGCAGCCUGCCCCCCCUCAACCGCUGGUUCCCCCCCGCGCCGCUCCGCCUGCGGCCCUGCGGGCCCCACGACGCCCUGGCCCGAGGCUCGGCCGACAGCCUGGUGGAGGCCGUGCUGAUCUCGGAGGGGCUCGGGCUGUUCGCCCGCGACCCCAAGUUCGUGGCCGUGGCCAAGCGCGAGAUCGCGGACGCGUGCGAUAUGACCAUGGACGAGAUGGAGAGCGCGGCCGCCGACCUGCUGACCCGGCGCCGCGCCCCGCCCGCGCCCGCCGUCUACAGCGACGAGGAACCGCUGCGGCCGCCGGCAGAGGAGGAGCUGGCGGACGAGAUGGGCUGGGCCGGCGGGGUCUAGAACCCGGCACGGGCGGGCCGGGCGGGCCGGCUCCGGAACCCGGCACGGGGGGCUCGGCUCUAGAACCCGGCACGGGCGGGCCGGCUCUAGAACCCGGCACAGCGGGACC
Molecule: messenger RNA, 1564 nt
Organism: Parus major (Great Tit)
Lineage: Eukaryota; Metazoa; Chordata; Aves; Passeriformes; Paridae
Product: voltage-dependent L-type calcium channel subunit alpha-1F-like
Exons: 10
Coding region: 16-1455 (479 amino acids)
Biological process (GO): calcium ion import across plasma membrane
Cellular component (GO): voltage-gated calcium channel complex
Molecular function (GO): high voltage-gated calcium channel activity
Source: RefSeq, a predicted model, not a curated record